This is a messenger RNA of Ascochyta rabiei, 1332 nucleotides long. RefSeq lists its product as uncharacterized. Lineage: Eukaryota; Fungi; Ascomycota; Dothideomycetes; Pleosporales; Didymellaceae. The transcript has a single exon. The record is from RefSeq and is a predicted model, not a curated record. The coding region runs from base 1 to 1332 and encodes 443 amino acids.
AUGGCUUCAUCUGCCAUGGCCUAUGAUGCAACACGCUCGCCACCUCUGUCAAGAAAGACUUCGCCGUUCAAAGAUCCUCGCCCUCCACCAUGUACUCCAGCGAAGACAGCGAAAGCCUGGGAUGAGUACGAGAAGCAAGCGAGGCAGAAUGCAAGGAGAAGGGACCGCGCCUCACAAUCAUCACAAAUCCAGCGCAACUCAGCAUCGUCAGAUGUCGGCAAGGGGUCAAAAUCUUCAAGCUCCACUGCAAGGUCAAGCUACGACUUCAAGUUUCGAAAAGUACUCAUUCCUGCAUCGACAGAGGUCGCUACCUGCAAGAGCUGCAAACAAUCUAUCACAUAUACCUCAGGGGUCUGCGAUCGUUGCAAGAAGAUUAUCAUCCUUCCAUCUACCACCGGUGAAUCGACACCGCCUCUCAGCCCCGCAGCUCGCAACUUCGCGUCUACGGAUCUCCACUUGCUCGAGAAGAAGACAUCGCUGGAGGAAGCAAGUUCGCGAUCACCAAGCUCAAAACAUAGAGGCUGUCCGCCUGCGUUAGAGCUCACCAAUCCUCCUAUCCGACUCGAUUCACUACGGCCCCCACCAACCACCCAGGAUCUUAUGGAAGCCAACCGCAGCCGCAAAGCUUCCUUGACUGACCCUAAUGAGCCUUUUCUCCGCUUACAAUAUGCUCAUCAAUACGCGCCUCACGCAUGCUCUAUUCCCACAACACCCACCUACCCACCCACAAGCCCUCCUUCAACAAUUCCAUCUCGCGUCUCCACUCGGCCCUCGAGCUUCGCACAGAUGACGUCCCCACUCAUCCAAAACGCCAUUAUACCAUCUUACACGCGCCACAACAGCGCCACACCUUCCGAACUCAGCCAGCUACGUCACUACACUUCCGUUUCCAUGGCAGCUACCUCGCCACCCUCCCUGCACCGUGUAAGCAACACGCUCCAGAACACAACCUCGGCGUGGGACGACUGGGACUCAGACGGCGAAGAGAGAGUCCGUCUUGUCGGCUACUGGAAGCGCUGCGGCAAAGACAAGACGGCGCCCGCGAGCUCCGCCAAGGGCAAGGAAAAGGAGCACGAGCGCGAGCGCGCCGACAGCAAGGUCAGCGUGUCCAGCAGCGAGGAGCGACGCAGCCACGAAAAACUUGACAAGAAGAAAAGCAGCUUCGAUCGCAGGAGUGAAAAAAAGCAAAGCAAAGAAUGCUCCAGAAGCCAGAGCAGGAUGGGCAAGCACGACGAGGCAAAAGCAAGCUCCGCUUCGACGGAAAGGGAAGAGUACAAAAAGCACAAGAAAAGGCCCAGUGGGUUCAUUCGCGCCAUCAGCUGUGGAUGCUGA